Molecule: messenger RNA, 2601 nt
Organism: Lepisosteus oculatus (spotted gar)
Lineage: Eukaryota; Metazoa; Chordata; Actinopteri; Semionotiformes; Lepisosteidae
Source: RefSeq, a predicted model, not a curated record
UAAGCAGGAGACGGGGAUAGAGAGGGUGGGAGCUGGAGGUGUACACAAAUCUAAAACAUGAAUCAUUGAGACCGGCGUUAAAGGCAAGACUUCGGGAGAACUUUCGGCUGGGCCAGCGAUGUCGGGGCUGAAGCGCCCUGCUGACCCCCUGACCUCCGGGCCCCCCGAGAAGCGGCGGGAGCGAGAGAGGGAGGGGGAGAGGGAGGCGGAGGACGGGGGAGCUGCGGGCGGCAGCACCGCUGUGGAGACGGUCAUCAAGCUGGGGGGAGUGUCCAACACUGAGGAGCAGGAUAUCCGAGCUCUCCAGGUUAAGAACAGGAAGCUGGGAGAGGCUCUUGACCAGAGGCAGGUGAUUGAGGAUGAGCUGCGAGAUCGAGCUGAGAGGCUGGAGAGACGGCAAGCAACUGAUGAUGCCAGUCUGCUCAUCCUGAACCGCUACUGGAACCAGUUCGACGAGAACGUGCGCCUGAUUGGCCGGCGCUACGACCUGCAGGCGGAGCUCGGGGACCUGCUGCCGCCCUCGGAGGGGCGGAGCCUGAAGCCGGAGACUCCUGAGUCGGAUGGGGACAGUAACCAGGAGCGAGGGCGAGACUGCAAGAGCCAGGGGGAGGCGGCGCUCUCGUUCCUGGCCACGCUGGCCAGCAGCAGCAGCGAGGAGAUGGAGGCGGAGCUGCAGGAGCGCGUGGAGUCCAGCCGGGGGCUGACCAGCCGCCUGGUGGAGGCGUACGACGCGCUGUGGGCCACCGUGCGCCAGCUGGAGAGAGAGCUCAGCCAAGGUGGGUUGGCCGUCCGCUGCGGGGUCCUGUCAAAGUCUGCUGGGCUGCGCAGCCCCGGGGAUCCAGGAAAGCUCGGGUUCCGGAGGAAACUCACUCCACUCUCUCUCUCUCAGUCCCAGAGUCUGAGCAGUGCAGUUCAGUGUGCGGAGAGCCGGGUCAGUGAGCUCCAGGUCCGGAUUGAGGAGCUGCAGUGGGACAUGGAGAAGAUCCGCCGGCGGGAGAACAGGCUGAACGCUCACCUGGGGGAGGUGCUGGAGAGGGUGAACAGUAAGGGCUAUAAGGUGUGUGGAGAGGCCAGCAGUGUGUGUGGGACCAUCACCAUCAACAAAAGGAAGUUCGAGGAGAUGAACAGUGAGCUGGAGGAGAACCGAGAGCUGGCGGAGAAUCGUCUCAGCGAGCUGCAGAGGCUGACUCAGGACCUGCAGCAGAUCAGCCAGGAGAACAACAGCAUGAGGGUGAGGCUCUGCAGGGCGGCCCGUGCUGUGAAGGGCAGCUCCCUCCUCCAAUCACAGUCCAGCACGGAGUUAGAUGUGAAGGAAGAGACCGCCUCCCCCCUCACGCCCUCUACCUCUAGUGACAUCACGGUGAAGGCGGAGCCAGAGCCCAGCCCGGCCACGCCCACAUCCACAGGUCCUGUGAUGAAGGCCGAGCCGGGGGCGGACAGUGAGGGAGGCUCCAGGGAGGAGGAGAAGGACAGGGACAGGGAGAAGGCGGCGAUGUCCCGGGCAGGGGGCGGGGCUGUGAAGGAGGAGCGCGAGAGGGCAGGCUCCAGCAGCCAAUCGGAGGACACGGGGCCUGAGCGCUGCGCCGUGAUUGGAGGAGUCAAGAGGAAGGAGGUGGAGCAGCUGAAGAUCGUGAGGGCGGAGCUGAAGAAGGCGCAGGAAUCCCAAAGGGAGAUGAAGCUGCUGCUGGACAUGUACCGCUCUGCCCCCAAAGAGCAGAGAGAUAAGGUGCAGCUCAUGGCUGCAGAGCGCAAGGCCAAGUCAGAGGCGGAGGAGCUGCGUCAGCGCCUGCGGGAGCUGGAGGAGAGGGAGAGGAGGGAGGGGAAGAAGAUGGCGGACGAGGAGGCCCUGAGGAAGAUCCGAUCUGUGGAGGAGCAGAUUGAUACCUUGAACAAGAAACUCUCCCUGGCGAAGCAGGAGGAGGAGGCUCUCCUCAGUGAGAUGGAUGUGACAGGCCAGGCCUUCGAAGACAUGCAGGAGCAGAACAUCAGGCUGAUGCAGCAGCUGAGGGAGAAGGACGAUGCCAACUUCAAGCUGAUGAGCGAGAGGAUCAAGUCCAACCAGAUCCACAAGCUGCUGAAGGAGGAGAAGGAGGAGCUGGCAGACCAGUUACUGACCCUCAAGACUCAGGUGGACGCCCAGCUGCAGGUGGUGAGGAAGCUGGAGGAGAAGGAGCGCCUCCUGCAGGGCACCAUCAGCACGGCGGAGAGGGAGCUGGCGCUCAGGACGCAGGCGCUGGAGAUGAACAAGCGCAAGGCGGUGGAGUCCGUGCAGCUGUCCGAGGAGCUCAGGUCUCAAAUGGAGAGCGUCCAGUCCAGACUCAGUGCCGUGAGGGAGGAGGUCAUCGAGAACAGCAUCUCCCGGGAGAAGGAGUCCUUCAACGCCAGGAGAGCCCAGGAGGACAUUUCCAAGCUGAGGCGGAAGCUGGAGAAAGCCAAGAAGCCCGAGAACAUUCCAAACUGUGACGAGAUCCUUAACGAGGAAAUUAACGAUUACAAGGUCUGACCUGUCUACCUCUCUUCCUUCUUUCUUCUUGCUCUGUCAAACUCAUUUUAAUGUCCUGUAGUGUCCAGUCAGUGUGUCUGGACUGUAUUAACCCCUCU